Rangifer tarandus platyrhynchus (Svalbard reindeer) is the source of this 5742-nucleotide messenger RNA. NCBI's taxonomy places the organism in Eukaryota, Metazoa, Chordata, Mammalia, Artiodactyla, Cervidae. The record is from the annotation of a GenBank genome assembly.
AUGGCCCCUGAGCCAGCCCCAGGGAGGACGAUGGUGCCCCUCGUCCCUGCACUUGUGAUGCUUGGUUUGGUGGCAGGUGCCCAUGGCGACAGCAAACCUGUCUUCGUCAAGGUCCCCGAGGACCAGACUGGAUUGUCAGGAGGGGUGGCCUCCUUCGUGUGCCAAGCCACGGGGGAACCCAAGCCGCGCAUCACAUGGAUGAAGAAGGGGAAGAAAGUCAGCUCCCAGCGCUUCGAGGUCGUUGAGUUUGACGACGGGGCAGGAUCUGUGCUGCGGAUCCAACCACUGCGGGUACAGCGAGACGAAGCCAUCUAUGAGUGCACGGCCACCAACAGUCUGGGAGAGAUCAACACUAGUGCCAAGCUCUCAGUGCUCGAAGAGGGACAGCUGCCCUUUGGGUUCCCCUCCAUCGACAUGGGGCCUCAGCUGAAGGUGGUAGAGAAGGCCCGCACGGCCACCAUGCUGUGCGCAGCAGGUGGGAAUCCAGACCCUGAGAUCUCUUGGUUCAAGGAUUUCCUCCCUGUGGACCCCGCCGCAAGCAACGGCCGCAUCAAGCAACUGCGUUCAGGUGCCUUGCAGAUUGAGAGCAGCGAGGAGUCGGACCAAGGCAAGUACGAGUGUGUGGCAACCAACUCCGCAGGCACUCGGUACUCGGCCCCUGCCAACCUAUACGUGCGAGGUAAGGACUCAGUGCGCCGCGUGGCUCCGCGUUUCUCCAUCCCUCCCAGCAGCCAGGAGGUGAUGCCAGGCGGCAGCGUGAACCUGACAUGUGUCGCCGUCGGCGCACCCAUGCCCUACGUGAAGUGGAUGAUGGGGGCCGAAGAGCUCACCAAGGAGGACGAGAUGCCAGUCGGCCGCAACGUGCUGGAGCUCAGCAACGUGGUGCGCUCCGCCAACUACACCUGCGUGGCCAUCUCCUCCCUGGGCAUGAUCGAGGCCACGGCCCAGGUCACCGUAAAAGCCCUGCCGAAGCCUCCGAUUGAUGUUGUGGUGACAGAGACGACUGCCACCAGCGUCACUCUGACCUGGGACUCUGGGAACUCGGAGCCUGUGUCCUACUACGGCAUCCAGUACCGCCCAGCGGGCGCGGAGGGCCCCUUCCAGGAGGUGGACGGCGUGGCCACCACCCGCUACAGCAUCGGCGGCCUGAGCCCUUUCUCAGAGUACGCCUUCCGCGUGCUGGCGGUGAACAGCAUCGGGCGCGGGCCGCCCAGCGAGGCGGUGCGGGCGCGCACGGGGGAGCAGGCGCCCUCCAGCCCCCCACGCCGUGUGCAGGCGCGCAUGCUGAGCGCCAGCACCAUGCUAGUGCAGUGGGAGCCGCCCGAGGAGCCCAACGGCCUGGUGCGGGGCUACCGCGUCUACUACACCCCCGACUCCCGCCGCCCUCUGAGCGCCUGGCACAAGCACAACACGGACGCCGGGCUUCUCACCACCGUGGGCAGCCUGCUGCCCGGCAUCACCUACAGCCUGCGCGUGCUGGCCUUCACCGCCGUGGGCGACGGCCCCCCCAGCACCACCAUCCAGGUCAAGACGCAGCAGGGAGUGCCUGCCCAGCCUGCGGACUUCCAGGCCGAGGCGGACUCAGACACCAGGAUCCAGCUCUCGUGGCUGCUGCCCCCCCAGGAGCGGAUCAUCAAGUAUGAGCUGGUGUAUUGGGCGGCGGAGGACGAGGGCCAGCAGCACAAAGUGACCUUCGACCCCACGUCCUCCUACACCGUGGAGGACCUGAAGCCCGACACGCUGUACCGCUUCCAGCUGGCCGCCCGCUCCGAGCUGGGGGUGGGCGUCUUCACCCCCACCAUCGAGGCUCGCACGGCACAGUCCACCCCCUCCGCACCCCCCCAGAAGGUGACGUGUGUGAGCGUGGGCUCCACCACCGUCCGGGUAAGUUGGGUCCCGCCGCCGGCUGACAGCCGCAACGGCGUCAUCACCCAGUAUUCGGUGGCCUACGAGGCGGUGGACGGCGAGGACCGCGGGCGGCACGUGGUGGACGGCAUCGGCCGCGAGCACUCCAGCUGGGACCUGGUGGGCCUGGAGAAGUGGACGGAGUACCGGGUGUGGGUGCGGGCGCACACGGACGUGGGCCCCGGCCCUGAGAGCAGCCCGGUGCUGGUUCGCACCGACGAGGACGUGCCCAGCGGGCCACCGCGGAAGGUGGAGGUGGAGCCGCUCAACUCCACUGCAGUGCGCGUCUCCUGGAAGCUGCCCGUCCCCAGCAAGCAGCACGGCCAGAUCCGUGGCUACCAGGUCACCUACGUGCGGCUGGAGAAUGGCGAGCCCCGCGGCUCCCCCAUCAUCCAGGACGUCAUGCUGGCCGAGGCCCAGUGGCAGCCAGAGGAGUCCGAGGACUAUGAAACCACCAUCAGCGGCCUGACCCCGGAGACCACCUACUCCAUCACUGUGGCUGCCUACACCACCAAGGGGGAUGGUGCCCGCAGCAAGCCCAAAAUUGUCACGACGACGGGGGCAGUCCCAGGCCGGCCCACCAUGAUGGUCAGCACCACGGCCAUGAACACGGCGCUGCUCCAGUGGCACCCGCCCAAGGAGCUGCCUGGGGAGCUGCUGGGCUACCGGCUGCAGUACCGCCGAGCCGACGAGGCGCGGCCCAACACCAUCGAUUUUGGCAAGGACGACCAGCACUUUACAGUCACUGGCCUGCACAAAGGGGCCACCUACAUCUUCCGGCUCGCUGCCAAGAACCGGGCCGGCCUGGGCGACGAGUUCGAGAAGGAAAUCACGACCCCCGAGGACGUGCCCAGCGGUUUCCCCCAAAACCUGCGCGUGAUAGGGCUGACCAUGUCUACCACGGAACUGAUCUGGGACCCCCCGGUGCUGGCGGAGAGGAACGGGCGCAUCACCAACUACACUGUGGUGUACCGUGACAUCAACAGCCAGCAGGAGCUUCAGAACGUCACUGCCGAGACCCACCUGACGCUCUCCGGCCUCAAGCCAGACACCACUUACGACAUCAAGGUCCGCGCACGCACCAGCAAAGGCGCUGGCCCGCUCAGCCCCAGCAUCCAGUCCCGGACCAUGCCCGUGGAGCAAGUGUUUGCCAAGAACUUCCGUGUGGAGGCUGCAAUGAAGACAUCCGUGCUGCUCAGCUGGGAGGUGCCCGACUCCUACAAGUCAGCAGUACCCUUCAGGAUCCUGUACAACGGGCAGAGCGUGGAGGUGGACGGGCACUCCAUGCGGAAGCUGAUCGCAGACCUGCAGCCCAACACCGAAUACUCGUUUGUGCUGAUGAACCGCGGCAGCAGCGCAGGGGGCCUGCAGCACCUCGUGUCCAUCCGCACGGCCCCCGACCUCCUGCCACACAAGCCCCUGCUGGCCUCAGCCUACAUCGAGGACGGCUGCUUCACCCUCACCAUGCCCCAUGUGCAGGAACCGGCACUGGUCAGGUGGUUCUACAUCAUGGUGGUGCCCAUCGACCGCAUGGGAGGGAGCAUGCUGGCGCCACGGUGGAGCACGCCUGAGGAGCUGGAGCUGGACGAGCUGCUGGAGGCCAUCGAGCAGGGCAGUGCGGAGCGGCGCCGGCGGCAGGCGGAGCGGCGCCGGCGGCAGACAGAGCGGCUGAAGCCAUACGUGGCCGCUCAGGUGGACGUUCUCCCGGAGACCUUCACCCUGGGGGACAAGAAGAACUACGAGGGCUUCUACAACCGGCCGCUGUCUCCAGGCCUGAGCUACCAGUGCUUUGUGCUCGCCUCCCUCAAGGAACCCAAGCGCUAUGCCUGCAGCCCCUACUCUGACGAGAUCGUGAUCCAGGUGACACCAGCCCAGCAGCAGGAGGAACCCGAGCUGCUGUGGGUGACGGGUCCUGUCCUGGCAGUCAUCCUCAUCGUCCUCAUCGUCAUUGCCAUCCUCCUGUUCAAGAGGAAAAGGACCCAGUCCCCAUCAUCCAAGGAUGAGCAGUCAAUUGGGCUGAAGGACUCCUUGCUGGCCCACUCCUCCGACCCCGUGGAGAUGCGGCGGCUCAACUACCAGACCCCAGGUAUGCGAGACCACCCGCCCAUCCCCAUCACCGACCUGGCUGACAACAUCGAGCGCCUCAAAGCCAAUGAUGGCCUCAAGUUCUCCCAGGAGUACGAGUCGAUUGACCCGGGACAGCAGUUCACGUGGGAGAAUUCAAACCUGGAGGUGAACAAGCCGAAGAACCGCUACGCCAACGUCAUUGCCUAUGACCACUCUCGAGUCAUCCUUACCUCCAUUGACGGUGUCCCCGGGAGUGACUACAUCAACGCCAACUACAUCGAUGGCUACCGCAAGCAGAACGCCUAUAUUGCCACGCAGGGCCCGCUGCCUGAGACCAUGGGCGAUUUCUGGCGGAUGGUGUGGGAGCAACGCACAGCCACUGUGGUCAUGAUGACGCGGCUGGAGGAGAAGUCCCGGGUGAAAUGUGAUCAGUACUGGCCAGCUCGUGGCACCGAGACUUACGGCCUCAUCCAGGUGACCCUGCUGGACACGGUGGAGCUGGCCACCUACACUGUGCGCACCUUCGCGCUCCACAAGAGUGGCUCCAGUGAGAAGCGGGAGCUGCGUCAGUUCCAGUUCAUGGCCUGGCCAGACCACGGAGUCCCCGAGUACCCGACCCCUAUCCUGGCCUUCCUGCGGCGGGUCAAGGCCUGCAACCCCCUGGACGCAGGGCCCAUGGUGGUGCACUGCAGCGCGGGCGUGGGCCGCACGGGCUGCUUCAUCGUCAUCGACGCCAUGCUGGAGCGGAUGAAGCAUGAGAAGACGGUGGACAUCUACGGCCACGUGACGUGCAUGCGGGCGCAGCGCAACUACAUGGUGCAGACUGAGGACCAGUAUGUGUUCAUCCAUGAGGCACUGCUGGAGGCUGCCACAUGUGGACACACGGAGGUGCCCGCCCGCAGCCUCUACGCCCACAUCCAGAAGCUGGGCCAAGUGCCUCCCGGGGAGAGUGUGACUGCCAUGGAGCUGGAGUUCAAGUUGCUAGCCAACUCCAAGGCCCACACAUCUCGCUUCAUCAGCGCCAACCUGCCCUGCAACAAGUUCAAGAACCGCCUGGUGAACAUCAUGCCCUACGAACUGACCCGUGUGUGUCUGCAGCCCAUCCGCGGCGUGGAGGGCUCCGACUACAUCAACGCCAGCUUCCUGGAUGGCUAUAGACAGCAGAAGGCCUACAUAGCCACGCAGGGGCCUCUGGCGGAGAGCACGGAGGACUUCUGGCGCAUGUUGUGGGAGCACAACUCCACCAUCAUUGUCAUGCUGACCAGGCUUCGGGAGAUGGGCAGGGAGAAAUGCCACCAGUACUGGCCUGCAGAGCGCUCUGCCCGCUACCAGUACUUUGUCGUCGACCCGAUGGCCGAGUAUAACAUGCCCCAGUAUAUCCUGCGUGAGUUCAAGGUCACGGACGCCCGGGAUGGGCAAUCGAGGACGAUCCGGCAGUUCCAGUUCACGGACUGGCCGGAGCAGGGCGUGCCUAAAACGGGCGAGGGCUUCAUCGACUUCAUCGGGCAGGUGCACAAGACCAAGGAGCAGUUCGGGCAGGACGGGCCCAUCACAGUGCACUGCAGUGCUGGCGUGGGCCGCACCGGGGUGUUCAUCACACUGAGCAUCGUCCUGGAGCGGAUGCGCUACGAAGGCGUGGUUGACAUGUUCCAGACCGUGAAGACCCUGCGCACACAGCGCCCAGCCAUGGUGCAGACGGAGGACCAGUACCAGCUGUGCUACCGCGCGGCCCUGGAGUACCUCGGCAGCUUUGACCACUAUGCAACGUAA